AUGUUCAAUACGUCUCAUUCCACUGGAUCUUUGCUAGCAACACCAUCCUCGGCGGCAGCAGCCCCUCCAUCAUCUUCGACCAGCGAGUCACAGGCAACCUCUACCACUGCUCCUGCACCAUUUGUUUUCGGAACAAUGUCAUCUACAAAUGGCACGAAACCAUUUAAUCUCUUUGAAAGCAAAAAAGAAGAAAGUUCCACGAAGGCGCCAUUAUUUGGAAGCGGACUGACCUUCGGAAACGGACCUACCACCUCCGAACAGGUUUCGUCCUCCACUGGUAUUCUCGGUGCUCAAUCUAAUGCCGACACUACAGGAAAAUCCUUGCUUGGGUCCUCGUCAGGAACAAGUCUUUUCGGCGCAGGCGGGACCACGAAGCCAUUGUUUCCCACGUUUGGGAGCUCUGCAGACAAACCAUUUAUGGGUACCGUUAAUAGUUCUGCUGAAAGCUUCAAGCCAUCUCCAUUUGGAGCAAAUCUAUCCGGCGAAGCUCAGAAGCCACCUCUUUUCGGUGCUUCGGCAACCAAUUCUGUAAACAAACCACUCUUUGGUACGAAUACUGCGGCUACCGCUCCUACCGCGAAUGGUGGACUAACUUUCAGUUUUGGAUCGAACAGACCCUUCCAAUUUGGUGCCACCAUACCCGAACCAACAUUUCAAUUUGGGCAAUCGACAGCUUUCAGUGGCUCGACUCCAUUUCAGUUCGGCUCUUCUCAACCAACUGCUCCGGCAGCCCCAAAUCAAGUGGCACCCGCAAAAUGGUGGCUGCUCGGCGCCGUCUGCCGCAGCGGAAAUGAUGCAGUUCGCAUCCUUGUUAGUUGUUGA
Molecule: messenger RNA, 822 nt
Organism: Ostertagia ostertagi
Lineage: Eukaryota; Metazoa; Nematoda; Chromadorea; Rhabditida; Trichostrongylidae
Source: the annotation of a GenBank genome assembly